Molecule: messenger RNA, 650 nt
Organism: Hydractinia symbiolongicarpus
Lineage: Eukaryota; Metazoa; Cnidaria; Hydrozoa; Anthoathecata; Hydractiniidae
Product: thyroglobulin-like
Exons: 4
Coding region: 156-605 (149 amino acids)
Source: RefSeq, a predicted model, not a curated record
UAAAGCUGCAAUGCAAUGGGUGCAAUGCAAUGGUAUAAGAUUCUGAUAAACGUAUUUCUACCAGGUUGAGUGUCAUACAAGAGAAAGGGUAUUUCUUAUAAAAAUAAGAAAUACGAGGUACGUGUUUUUUUAAUACACAUUGAAAGAGUGGAAUCAUGAACGCGAUAAUUGGCUUGUCCGUGUUAGCAAUUGCUUUAAGUGGGGUUUAUGGAGAUUGUUUUGAUGACUUAAGCAAGGCGAAAGGACAAGAUGGAAAGCCGUUGUUGGGAGCAUUUAUACCAAAAUGUAAUUCAGAUGCCACUUAUGAGGAGAUGCAGUGCCAUGAGGGGUACUGCUACUGUGUGUUUCCACAAUCGGGUGUUGAAGUUCUUGGAACAAGAGUGAGGUUUGCAAGACCAGAAAACUGUGAACUCACACCAUGCUUCAAUGCCAGACACCAAGGUAUGGUUCUUUUAAAGCGUGGCUUACUUGGCGUUUCUGUGCCACGUUGCGAUAGUAACGGUGAUUACUCAACAGUACAAUGUCGAAAAGGCAUGUGUUGGUGUGCGGAUCCGCUGACUGGAAAAGCAAUCGGACAAGCAGGUCCUUCUAUGCCGAACUGUUAAUCGUGAAAACUAUCAAUAAGAAUAUAUAAUAACAUAAAUAACAAA